Molecule: messenger RNA, 2211 nt
Organism: Exophiala mesophila
Lineage: Eukaryota; Fungi; Ascomycota; Eurotiomycetes; Chaetothyriales; Herpotrichiellaceae
Exons: 7
Coding region: 1-2211 (736 amino acids)
Biological process (GO): positive regulation of transcription by RNA polymerase II; DNA-templated transcription
Cellular component (GO): nucleus
Molecular function (GO): DNA-binding transcription factor activity, RNA polymerase II-specific; sequence-specific DNA binding; zinc ion binding
Source: RefSeq, a predicted model, not a curated record
AUGUCGACGCCGAAUAGACGCUCAGACAAUGAGCCGAAACGAGCAGCCAACGCCUGCCAACGAUGCCGACACAGCAAACUAAAAUGUUCGGGGAGUCAACCGUGCGAUCGUUGUCGAAGGAGAAACAAGGAAUGUAUAUUCGAUGACAAGGAGAAACGAGUGGUAGUGACUGAGAGCUAUCUUGACACACUACGCCGGGCCGCCCAGGCCGUUGAGGAGACAGACCUGCACGAGUCAAUGAUGGCAUCAGAUGCGGGCCUUGGACCUAACAUGGUGGAAGCGCCUGUGUCUGAGAGAAACCUCGAUACCGCAGAAUCUGUUGAUCCAGUCACACAAAGAGAAGCACCUUCAUUUUUCUUACGAAAUCGGCCAAACAAACGAAGGAGGUGGUUAUAUCUGGGGACCUCCUCAACAUGGUCGUUUAACAUACGCGCUGUCUCAAUCAUCCAGGAACAUUUGCCAGGUGUUGGUACCGACGAAGACAACGCGUUUAGUCUGGACGGUGAUGCCUAUAACUUUUCAUGGAAGCAUGUAGGCCCAGAGGAGAAGCCUGACCUCAGUCGUCUCCCGUCGUUGGACUUUGCCAUCUACUUGACCAACACAGUCAAGUUCCACCUGGGAGGUCUUCUACGACUCUUUGACGAAGAAGACUUUUUGAAGCAACUCCACGAGUUCUAUGCUGAAGCACCGGAAAAGGUCGGCAGUUCUCGUCUGUGGUAUACUCAGUAUUUGCUCGUUCUCGCAUUUGGCAAGGGCUUUCUGAAUAGCAACAAGACUCUCGGAGCCUUGUCGGGCUCCGAAUUCUUCACCAGAGCCAUGUCUGUGCUCCCCAACACCUCGGAAUUGCAUGAAGAGCCCGUGUUGGCAGUCGAGGUUCUCGCACUGAUUGCGUUAUACUUUUACUGUCUCGACAUGAGACAAACGGCCUACUCAUAUAUCGGCCAAGCUCUUCGCAUAGCACUGGUGGACGGAAUGCAUACCAAUAUCCCAGUAGCUUUGCUAGGGGAGAAGCUCACUGAACGUUGCAGCAACGUCUGGUGGACAGUUUAUAUCUUGGAUCGCACACUAUCCUCAGCUGUGGGCGCGCCCAUUUCUGUCCACGACGACGACAUCAAGAGCAAAUUGGCUCCUCCUCAGCAAUCAUCUCAACGGUCUGCGACAUUAAUCCUCCAUGUCAAGCUGUCCCGCCUGAUUUCACAAAUUUUGAAUGAACUCUACAGUGCGGAUGGUAGUCUCGAGGCAUCGUACCUGUCCAAGAUCCGAUCAGUCCUACGAAGAUUAGCAAGCAUCGCCGAGGAACUCGAAGGGACGAUCAACUUCAAGUUCAAAAGCUCCCUCGAAACAUUAUCCAAAGGGGCCACCCACCUUCGCCUAUUAUAUCAUCAAUGCAUUAUCCUUGCAAUUCGACCACUCCUAUUGUGCCUGCUACAGGAGCGCUUGAAAUCCUCGAGCGAAGGCAAUGAGACCCAGAGCUUAACAGCAUCGAUUAGAGACCUACUCCAGACAUGUGCAGAUUCUGCGACUAAGACAUUGGCCAUCCUUUCAGCAUUGACGGAGAACAACAUGUUGGAUAACUUUCUCCCAUUUGACCUCGAGUUUGCAUCCUCGGCCGCUUCAGUCCUGAUUAUUCUCGACGACGUCUUGAGACUCGUGGCUGUAGGACCGAGCGUGAAACGGAGAGGAAGUCGUAUACUGUCGGACAUGAAACAGCGAGGCAGCGUUCCGGCCCAAUUACGACAGAAAGAGCUGGAUCGGUUGAAUCGUCUUGCCAGACGGCUCUCCGAACGACGACUUUCUAAUAUCUCUACAGGAGGGAGACCUCGAUUUGGAAGCAAUGACCGCCCUCAAACUGUUAGUGGUGGCGCCGUACAGGACCUACAGUAUCCUCUUGAUUCAAACAGCGGAACCGCGAGUGCAUUCGACCCUCGGCUCGAGAACUCGUUACAAGAUCAAAGUGGAAGUAUCGGUGGAGUACCUUCUCAACCACUUGGAUUCUCCUCACCGACGCAGACACAUGGUGCUACGCCUCUCGAUUUGAUAUCUCCAGAUCUCGCAGAGCAUUUUGAGCUGUCCCAGGAGCAUAUGUUGUUCGUGGCCGACCAGCUAAAUGCUGACGCUGAUGAUGCCUUGUUCUUCUCCAACAUGGAUUUCACUGGGUCAGGCGAUAUGGCCGGCACAGGAGGGAACUGGCUCUGGAGUAGUUUGACUUGA